Molecule: messenger RNA, 2953 nt
Organism: Mugil cephalus (flathead mullet)
Lineage: Eukaryota; Metazoa; Chordata; Actinopteri; Mugiliformes; Mugilidae
Gene: prrg1
Product: proline rich Gla (G-carboxyglutamic acid) 1
Exons: 4
Coding region: 309-944 (211 amino acids)
Cellular component (GO): extracellular region
Molecular function (GO): calcium ion binding
Source: RefSeq, a predicted model, not a curated record
AAUGUUUGUUCCAACAGCCGCCAAGUUACGCCCCUGAUAUUCAGCGGAGGUCUUUCCCUAGACCCCUGGGUCUGGACAUCCAGCCCUUUGAAACCGCUCGUUAAAUCACAUCCGAAGCUGGAGGCGCUCCGGUCACAAAUCAUCUCCGCUUGUCGAUACACGGGACUCUGACCAGCUCCAGUCCGCUUUUACACGCACCCUCACGGACAGGAAUAGACCAGCAGCUAGUAAGGCUUAUCUAGCCGGUAAAGCUUCCAGACGUCUCUCUCCCUCAAUGAUAAGUCACCCCAAACAGAUCCGCAGGAAUCAUGGGGAGUGUGUUCCUGCCAGCAGACGUGGCCCACUCGGUGCUGCGGCGGCUGCGCAGGGCCAACUUCAUGCUGGAAGAGAUGAAGCAGGGUGACAUCCAGAGGGAGUGCCGUGAGGAGGUCUGCACGUAUGAGGAGGCCCGCGAGGCUUUUGAGAAUGAAGAGAAGACGAAGCGGUUCUGGGAGGAAUACGUACGGGAAAGCAAUCCAUCUGGAGGUCUUGAGACAGUGGUUGGUGGAGUCCACUCGCUCUACUUGAUCGUGCCGUUGCUGCUGGUUCUGCUCAUCAUCACCGCUGUCGCCAUCACCGUGUGGCGCUGCCACUCCCGAAAGCGCUCACAGCGCAGCCCGAGUAUGGGACACUCACAUCACAACCACGUCCUGUCAGUGGUCUCCAUGGACCAGUGGGGAAGGGAUUACCACCACGGUGACCAGUCAGAACUCAGUGUCCACAGCAGCCCGGCCUAUCCAGGCUCAGAGCUCACAUCAGGGAGAGGAAGUGCUGGGGACCCACCACCAUCUUAUGAGGAGGCUGUGGGUCAUACAGAUGUCCAAAUAGAGACGGAGCCACCUCCCCAGUAUGAGGAUAUAGUCAACACAAGCUCUGCUAGUGUCAAUGGUGGCAACGGAAAGUAAAUGUGUCUCUAACUACCCUCCCACCCAAAAAAAAUCUUCUAAACUCUAAAACCAGCUUGUAGUUUAGCAGAGCGACUGCUGUGGUAUCACCAGCCUUCCCCAUUCAACACUUACAACAGAGCCACAACUAACUGUUGGACACAGCGGACUAAUGCAAACUUUCCCGGGGCCAGCACUAACCUUUCAUCAGUGAGGUGGACGGUGACAGGGUGGAGCGGAUGAUAUUGCAAUACCAAAACCAAAUCCUCAAGUUGCAUCUAUACUGUCACACUGUCACAGGUCUUUUAAGACUGCAAGCAUAACAAAUGUGGGUAGAAGAGAUGGUUCUUGUUGCCAUGAUGGAGGACAGCUCUAUAAGUGUAUAUAGGGGUUGGACUGAUGCUUUCAUAGACGGUUAGUGCCAAGUUUUGUAGACUUUGUAGAAGAGGGCAAUUUCGGAUCUGUUUUACCGGUUUUUAAAGUUUUAAACGUGAUCACUUCAGAAAAUAGUAAACCAUGGUUUCCAUUUUAAAGACAUUAUAUUGAAAGGCUUUGCAGAACUUUGCAUUUCAACAAUAAAAAUAAACGUUUAGGCUAAUUAAAAUUGCAUUAAGCUAUUUGAGACCAGAAACAUUAUAGGCUUCCAAAUACUGAUUGUGACCAACUCCCGGUUUAAUAUUUAAUCAUUAGCUCUGGUCGUAAGAGGCAUAUCUGAGCUUGCUAAAGAAAAUUCCAUACCAGUCAUUUACUUCUUCUCUAUGCUGGUUUGUGCUUGGCAGGUAGCAUAUAAUUCUGAGUUUGUUGACUAUAAAAUUAAUACUGUAGGUGCCCACACUUUGCAUCAGUCAAAGCCGAGUAUAGCCACGAGGCUGGGUGUUAGUUCUCACUGCCACGUGAGCAUCAGCAACUGAAUUCUUUAUUUGUUGUUUGAUAUCAAAAAUGAGUGUUUAUGCAGGUUUAAAUAGUCCAGUUGCCAAAACAAUGCGUCGGUCCAGCUCCCGUAUACACUUGUGUAUGUUUUUGAGAUGGAAAAACUGAGGCCAUCAGUUAUGACAGGGGCACGGUUUUGUACAUAUGUAUCAUGUGUGCUUAUAUCUGCAUGCAGCUCAGCCUGUACACACAAGGCUGUAUGUGUCUCUGCACUGUUCAAGGACAGCCGGGUUCACUGGCCUGUGUACACCUGUGAGCCACUGGAGAGUUGCUCAGAGCCUGCUUUAACUGUGAAACACCCCACUUCCCCUUUCCCCUAAAGCAAAUGCAUCGUCUGGAUAGGACUACACAGCCUUAUGCCGUCACUAGUGGUGGAGUGACUUGCACAGGAAUGUGGGACAAGCAGCAGAGACAGGUGCUUUGGGAACAUAGCAAGGGAAGAUUCUGUAUUUAAUUUCUCUAUGAUUAAGAAGCAUGUGUAACGCACCUCUAUAUGUAAGUAUGUAUGUGUGAAAGUUAUAGUGAGAUUGUUUUUUUUUCUUUACUGCAUAGGGCUGCAGUGAAAGCUUUGGUACUAAUGUAACUAUCCUCCAGUAGGUUGUGAAUAAAUGAAGGCACUUUGUAUUGAAGCUGAAAUUGCGCGGUUUAAUGAGAAGUAGGACAGUCUGGCUUGACAUCUUGACCGCUACUCUCAGCAGUAACAAGGUCAUUGUAUUCAGAUAAAAGUGCUCAUAAUCUAUAUGCAACAUCGCUGCAUACACUCUAAAACCAAAUAUAUCUACACUCGCACCAAUACAUGUCACGUAUUUACUGUGUACACCUCACAGACACUGAGCACUGAUUCUUAUUGUACUAUUACUAUAUUGUUUGUGAGUUGACCUGUGAGCCUCAGCACUUGCUAUGACACUGAACUGAGUUGUGCUGUAAGAGGUAGCCAUUGCGGAUAGGUCAGUUGUUGUACUUUUACUUACCGAGUCCUGUUUUUACAAUGCCUUAUCAAACACAAUGUUAUAUAACAUUAAAUGCAAAAUGAACUUGUUAUAAAUCUUUGACUUGUGCAAAAGCUUGAAUUAAUUUGUAAUAAAACACUCAAAAUGAGA